ACCAAAGGACAAAACUCUUUCUCGACCACCUCUGUUCAUUGGUUCCUCCAAAUAUCAAAAGAGUCACAAACACACACAAAAAGAUACCCUGUCUGAAUAAAAACCUCUUCUCUCACUCUUCUCUCGUAAACAUCGCUGUCCCCAAAGCAUGGCCUCUCUCUCAGGCCUCUUCUCUUCCUCUCUCAAACCGUCCAAAACCCUCUCCGUCAAAGCAUUGUCGGCGCCGCCGACAAGAGGAGGAGACUCCUUCUCUUUCCCACACACCUCCAAACCCACCCACCUACCGUUGACUCUCUCCGCUUCUCGCUCCGACAUUUCUCACACGGACGCCGCCACCGCCGCCAAGAAGGAGCUUAUCAAAGAUCCAGAUGCGCUCUGGAAGCGGUACCUAGAUUGGCUGUACCAGCAGAAGGACCUCGGGCUGUAUCUCGACGUCAGCCGCGUCGGAUUCACCGAUGAGUUUGUGGUCGACAUGGAGCAUAGGUUCAAAGCCGCGUUCAAGGCCAUGGACGAGCUUGAGAAAGGGUCUAUAGCGAAUCCAGACGAAGGGAGGAUGGUUGGUCACUACUGGCUUAGGAACUCUAAUCUUGUCCCAAAGCCUACUUUGAAGACGUUGAUUGAGAACACUCUUGACUCGAUCUGUAGUUUCGCUGACGAUAUAAUUGCUGGCAAGAUCAAGCCACCGUCUUCUCCUCGUUUUACUCAGAUUCUUUCUGUGGGGAUUGGUGGUUCUGCUCUUGGUCCUCAGUUUGUUGCUGAGGCCUUGGCUCCUGAUAAUCCUCCAUUGAAGAUAAGAUUCAUUGACAACACCGACCCUGCUGGAAUAGAUCAUCAGAUUGCACAGCUUGGGCCAGAGCUUGCCUCAACUUUAGUAAUUGUUAUCUCAAAGAGUGGAGGCACUCCUGAAACUAGAAAUGGACUACUGGAAGUACAGAAGGCGUUCCGAGAAGCUGGUCUGAACUUCGCAAAACAGGGUGUUGCAAUAACACAAGAAAACUCGUUGCUGGAUAACACGGCGAGAAUUGAAGGUUGGUUAGCUAGGUUUCCUAUGUACGACUGGGUGGGUGGAAGAACAUCUGUUAUGUCUGCAGUUGGUCUCCUUCCAGCUGCACUUCAGGGAAUUGAUAUUAGAGAGAUGCUUUCUGGUGCUGCAAUAAUGGAUGAGGCUACUAGGACAACUUCGCUCAAGAAUAAUCCUGCAGCGCUCUUAGCCAUGUGUUGGUACUGGGCUUCUGAUGGCGUUGGUUCCAAAGAUAUGGUGAUCCUUCCUUACAAGGAUAGCUUAUUGCUAUUUAGCCGGUAUCUGCAGCAGUUGGUCAUGGAAUCACUAGGAAAGGAGUUUGAUCUUGACGGUAACACUGUUAAUCAAGGGUUAACUGUAUAUGGAAACAAAGGGAGCACAGAUCAGCACGCCUACAUUCAACAACUGAGGGAGGGUGUGCCCAACUUCUUUGCAACCUUCAUAGAGGUGCUACGUGACAGACCUCCAGGUCAUGAUUGGGAGCUUGAGCCAGGUGUCACUUGUGGAGACUACCUCUUUGGGAUGCUUCAGGGAACUAGAUCUGCUUUAUAUGCAAACGGUAGAGAGUCCAUUAGUGUUACCAUCGAGGAAGUGACACCAAGAUCUGUUGGGGCUAUUAUAGCUCUCUAUGAAAGAGCGGUUGGGUUGUAUGCCUCACUUGUCAAUAUUAAUGCUUACCACCAACCUGGUGUGGAAGCCGGGAAGAAGGCGGCAGCUGAAGUGCUUGCACUUCAAAAGCGUGUAUUGUCAGUUCUUAAUGAAGCCAGUUGUAAAGAUCCGGUAGAGCCAUUGACACUGGAUGAGAUAGCUGAUCGUUGCCAUGCUCCUGAAGAAAUUGAGAUGAUAUACAAGAUCAUAGCUCACAUGUCUGCAAACGACAGAGUUCUGAUAGCUGAAGGUAGCUGCGGGUCGCCAAGGAGUGUUAAAGUGUACCUUGGCGAGUGCAAUGUGGAUGACAUGUACGCAUAAUAAAACUUUCUCAAACGCACAAAUGAGUCUCAAUCUCUGUUCUGUUGUUUUGCUUAUUUAUUUCUGCAACGUCUAUGAUUUUGAAAUAUUAAUAAAAGAUUGCAAUAAGAGCAGGAAACACUUGUGUACUGAAAACAUUGCAGGCUUCAUCAAUCGAUCACUUGUUUAGAUCUCAA
This is a messenger RNA of Brassica rapa (field mustard), 2166 nucleotides long. RefSeq names its product glucose-6-phosphate isomerase 1, chloroplastic. Gene Ontology annotation, molecular function: carbohydrate derivative binding; glucose-6-phosphate isomerase activity; monosaccharide binding. Gene Ontology annotation, cellular component: cytosol. NCBI's taxonomy places the organism in Eukaryota, Viridiplantae, Streptophyta, Magnoliopsida, Brassicales, Brassicaceae. Gene Ontology annotation, biological process: gluconeogenesis; glucose 6-phosphate metabolic process; glycolytic process. The record is from RefSeq and is a predicted model, not a curated record.